This is a messenger RNA of Dacryopinax primogenitus, 444 nucleotides long. RefSeq lists its product as uncharacterized. The coding region runs from base 151 to 375 and encodes 74 amino acids. Lineage: Eukaryota; Fungi; Basidiomycota; Dacrymycetes; Dacrymycetales; Dacrymycetaceae. The transcript has a single exon. The record is from RefSeq and is a predicted model, not a curated record.
GCAUAUCAUCACCCCUCGAUGUGCCGUGUCAACCACCGAGUCUAGCCGUGACAUUCGAAGCUUCACCGUUGCUCCAUGAGACCAGCGAGUUCGACUCGGAAAGCAGAACGAGCGCGUGAUCGUCUGCACCGGGCUGACAGGUGAGGUACCAUGGCCACGGCACACAAGAACGGCAUGUCUUCAGCCUUAGCACUCCCUCCAACCCAAGGCUCGCCAUCCAAAUGCGGUGUUGAGGGAAUGGGUAACCCACUCUCUGAGUGCAGACAAGGUGGGGCGCCUAUCUGUGAUUAUUUUAUUCACGGGGACAACAAGGAUGCAUACUGGUCAGGUGGACGAUUCAAGUCGGAUUUCUUUUGUGUAGUUCAAGGGACAUGACGUCACAUGGGUUUCAGAUGUGUGUUGUGUCUCACCUACCUUGUACUUGAGACGGUCACAGUUAUGAGG